UCGAAGAAAUCCAGUCAGUUUGCAACCUAAAGUGCUAAAGUUUAAUGUCAGGAGCCCGUGCGGUCGUCAAGAAAUCGGUUAAAGUGUUUGGAAAUUGGUAUAAAUGUGAGUAAUUUAUCAUCUGGACAGUGACAUUACUUUUACUUCUGUUUUCUUCUACUCAUUAGUUUUGUGGGGGUUUCGUUUUAUCAACGUUAACAAUUUUGUGUUGUUGAGAGUGACGCAUUAAAAGGAGUGACUCAGGGCGGUCUCGCCAUUUUUAGUAUUUUACCGGCAAAAGAGUAACAGAUCAGAGUACCAAUGUCGGUGGACAAGGAAGAGUUGGUUCAAAGGGCAAAACUUGCCGAACAAGCGGAGCGAUAUGAUGACAUGGCGGCAGCGAUGAAAAAUGUGACAGAAACAGGUGUAGAAUUAUCAAAUGAGGAAAGGAAUCUUCUCUCAGUAGCAUACAAGAAUGUCGUAGGAGCCCGCAGAUCCUCAUGGCGAGUCAUCUCGUCGAUCGAACAGAAAACGGAAGGAUCCGAACGCAAGCAACAAAUGGCUAGAGAAUACAGAGAAAAAGUUGAAAAAGAGUUACGAGAUAUUUGUUAUGAUGUUUUGGGUCUAUUGGACAAGUUUCUUAUUCCAAAAGCAAGUAACCCUGAAAGUAAAGUUUUCUAUCUUAAAAUGAAAGGUGAUUACUACAGGUACCUUGCAGAAGUUGCCACAGGCGACACUAGAAGCGCUGUAGUCGAUGAUUCGCAAAGGGCUUAUCAAGAAGCAUUUGAUAUCGCCAAAUCAAAAAUGCAACCCAUUCACCCUAUUCGUUUGGGAUUAGCAUUGAAUUUUUCAGUUUUUUACUAUGAAAUAAUCAAUUCCCCAGCUCGAGCCUGUCAUUUAGCCAAACAGGCAUUUGAUGAUGCAAUAGCAGAAUUGGACACACUAAAUGAAGAUAGCUACAAAGACUCGACACUGAUUAUGCAGUUACUACGAGAUAAUUUGACGCUAUGGACAUCAGAUACUCAGGCUGAUGGCGAUGAACCUGCAGAUGCUGGAGAUAACUAGAUUGUUCACUGUGCGCAUUCUAGGAGUGUUUUGUAUUCGCGUUUGAUUUUGCCAACUCGACAUCCCUUCUACCUUCCUUUGUAUACUUUUUUAUGUUGGAUGUUUCACAAAGAGUGCAAACCGUGUUCAUUUUGCAUACCAUAAUUGUUAAUAUCCUACCUGAAAGCUGUCAGAGUUGGUUGAAGUAAACGCUAACCGACAAACUGGAACCACUACAAUGAAGAACAAUGCUUGAUCUUUUCAAGAUCUAAUUGGUUUCAAGUUUAGUUGCCAUAAUCUGAAUACAAUUUCAAUUUGAUUGUUAAAUUUCACUCAAUUAGAUGUACUUGUUUACGUAAAUUUGUGUCCAUAUUGGGCAUCUUCUCCCUUUUUUCGCCGCAGUGACAAUUAACUUUUUUCCCCCUUUUUUUUUCUCUUUUCCUUUUUUUUGUUUGUUUUUCUCUCCUUUUUACGUUUUUCUGAGGUUUCUCAGAAGUUUUGUUAUCUGUUAAAAUAUUUUACUUGAUUCGAAGUUAAUUGUGCAUCCAAGAUAAAGAGAAAGGCAUGAAUAGACAUUGGUAUCCCGAACAUCUGAAGUAUUUAUUUGAUUAUUUAUUUAUUUUUACUAGCUGGAACAAAUCUGUGUUAGAUUUUCUGCAUCAGCGAGUCUUUUUCUAUGUGUGCAUCACAUUCUUCAAGUCCUACUAUUCUGUCUCUCAUGGAAGUACCUAAUUUUUCUCUAUCAUUGCUUACUAUUUUCUGUAAGAUAUGUUAUUCUCUUCUGAAUUAUGUUUUAUUCAUUGCUUCAUUCUUUAAAUAUUAUUGUUGCCCGAACAAUUUCUGCACUUUUCAACAAACAUAAUCGUCCAAGCAAAGUAUAAAGUUAAUUUAUUAUUUUAAAUAGUCUUUGAAACAAUUUCAUUAUUUUAUGCACAACAGGCUGAACUAUUAUACAGAAUUUUUGACAAUUUUAAAGUAUUCAGGGCUAAUAAUAAAUUGAUUUGGAGGAAUUUGUUCACUUUUCAUCAGCAAGAAUUUUACCGAAGUUUUUCUAUCCGUAUUUGUAUUGAAGAUUACAUUUGAAUCAAGGAAAUGUUCCACAGAAAUCUGAAUUAUCGCUAUUUUCUUCUUUUUCUGUUUUCAUUCAUGUAUGUUAAUACUCACUCUCUAGUUUGCCGAUAAAUGAAGCAGUCCAACUCACGCUUGUGUUGUAUGCAAGUCAGAAUCUUUUCACACAAUAUGCUUAUAUCGUUUACUUCUUUAUUUUCCAAACAAUCAUUGAUUGAGAUGAAACUGAAGAAGAAAAAAGAAUCUUUUGUUUUAUACAUGACUCGCUAGUGGUUCAUUUUUCACAAACUGUAUCUGGAAAUAUUUGUAAUAUUAUACAAUAUUUAAAUACAAAUUAUUUCAUUUUAUUUAA
Molecule: messenger RNA, 2443 nt
Organism: Bemisia tabaci
Lineage: Eukaryota; Metazoa; Arthropoda; Insecta; Hemiptera; Aleyrodidae
Source: RefSeq, a predicted model, not a curated record